This is a messenger RNA of Saccostrea echinata, 3321 nucleotides long. RefSeq names its product complexin-like. The record is from RefSeq and is a predicted model, not a curated record. Gene Ontology annotation, biological process: regulation of neurotransmitter secretion; synaptic vesicle exocytosis; neurotransmitter transport. Gene Ontology annotation, molecular function: syntaxin binding. Bases 376 to 864 code for a protein of 162 amino acids. Lineage: Eukaryota; Metazoa; Mollusca; Bivalvia; Ostreida; Ostreidae. Gene Ontology annotation, cellular component: terminal bouton; SNARE complex. The transcript is spliced from 6 exons.
CUAAAUAUUCAAUACAAAUUUACAAAUUGGAUUUUGGGAUCUGAUGCAUGAAGCAAUAUGAAGUAAAACUGUAUCCAGUGGCAUUGAUUGCUUCAGAGGUUCCUAUUGUGUGGAGCAGCCUAUUCCACUGUCCCAACUAAGCUUCUAUCUCAGGGCCUAUUGAUUGCUGGCCCCCUGAGUGUAUUUGCAAUAUUGUGUAUUGAUCACACAACUGGGUUUUAUAUUAGUUACACACUUUCAGCAGUCGGUUCUAAUUUGUUUCAUGUUUUUGGGAAUAACUACUUUAAUUUAAUCGCAAAUUACUUGCUGCUGAUGUGAGAAGAAUUAGAAAGCAGUAGCCAUUGUUGCCAUAGAGAAGGGCAUAGUAACAAAAAAAUGGCAGCAUUCAUUGCUAAGCAGAUGGUUGGCAACCAAUUAAAGUCAGUCAAAGAUAAACUUUCUGGGGCUAUAGGAGGAGGAGAAAAGGAUGAGGGUGGAGAGGGUAAGGAAGAUGGCGGAGGAGGUGGAGGGGAGGAUCCCGAAGUCGAGGAAAUGCGGAGAGAGGCGGAAAGGAAGCGGAAAGAGAAGCAUGAAAAAGCGGAAGCUGAAAGAGAAGAGCUUCGGCAGUCAAUCAGAGAUAAGUAUGGAUUAAAGAAGAAGGUACCUGAGGAGGAAGGGAUGAUGAACAAUGAUGAUGCAGGAGGAAGAGUAGGGAGGAAGAAGAAGACGCCCGCAGAAUUAGCAGCGGAGGCGGCGGCCGACUCCGAUGAUGAGGAGUUUACAAUGCCAAAAAAUAUGGAUGAACUGAAAAACAAAGUGCAGGACAUUCCACAAAAAGUGGCUCAAAGUGUUGGUGAAGUGACUGAAAAGUGUUCUCUACAGUAAUUUUAAAAUACUGUGGAUUGCUUCAUGUAAGUCAUGACAGUAUCUGGAUGAUUUGAUUGGCCUGUCGUUUGUAGUCCGUACCAAGCACUUGUUACAUAUCUGAUUCAACUCAUAUUGUGUUUCCUUUGGAGCACUUAUUUAUUUUCCCUGUAGAAUCGAUUGCUCACUUAUUUUUUUUUCCUUGCAUGGAUGUUUGUUUUAAAUUGGUAGGAAUCCCUGUACUGGUUUUCUGAGCUUUGUGUGGUGACCAACACCUCACAUUAUAUACAUUUUUGUGUGAUUUUGUUUUCCUUUGUCCUAUGUUUUAUUCCUUUUCUUAUUUCUCUUUUUUUCUCCUUUGUUGUUUUGCCAUUGAAUUAAUUUCUAGAAUCAUUUGAAUAUAUAUGUUAUAUUUAUGGAUUUGAGCUUGAAACAAUUUAACGCAAAGUAACAAAACAUAAAAGCUACAUGUAAAUAAUAUAUGAAAAUUAUUUUAUACUGUGGAUAUUGGCCACCAGGAAAUGAUCUAUAUUUUAGUGCAUGGUUGUUUGCCUUUCUUUGUGGAAUGAUCUAACCAAAAUAACAGUUAAAACAGUAUGUUUCAGGAAUAUUUUAUGAAAAUUUUAACCCAGUUAUGCUUAUUUUCAUAUGCAGAUUCUUCCAAGUUCGUGUGUGACAUAGUACUCCAUAUUGGGAAAAUUACACAAUAUGGCAGCCGAAUAUUCGUGAAAGUUAAAAUAUGCACGCUGUUAUAGGAGAGCAGUUCAUAUCGUGUUUAAUGUAUAAUGUUACUUUAGUAUGCAAUAUAGACUGUAUGUCACUGUUGUUAAAAUAGACAUUAGCUGCGCACAAUUGAAAAAAAGAAAUGUUCCUAUUUUGAAAUGUUCCCCUUUGUAAGCAGUAUUUACAGAAAAAUUCUUUUUCGGAGGUGUUUGUUAUUCUCACUAAAUAAAAAUGGCAAGUGUAUAUAGCUGUUUUUCAAGUAAUUAUAUUGUCACACCGGAUGAGCAUUGGUGAUAUUAUUGUUUGUUUAUUAUAACUUUUUUGUUAGUUUUUCUUGAAGUGUUUUUGACACUUGCAUUUAUUUCUUUUUCAAAGGAAACCCUUGGCAUUCCAUUCUUAAAUCUAUAUGAAAUAUAUUUGUUAUUAAAUAUUUGCAGUUCACUUACAGAAUUUUUUUAAUUACUUUAAUUUGAAAGUUUUCCUGUAUUUCAUGUUUAAAUUAUUUUUUGUCUUUUGUAUGUGAUAUUAUUUGCAUUCCUCUGUAAUUGUUCUGUUCCGAUUUAGAUUACAUCACUGAUUUAACAUUUGACUUUUGUUCCCUUUCAUUUCAUUGUGUUAAUAAAACUUUUGCUCAUAUAUAUAAUACAAUAGAUUGCACCAGUAGCACUCUUUAAUUUUCUGCUCUACAAAUUUACCAGUUUCCUUUGAAGUAAUCUCCAGUACCCCAAGGCAUUCUUAUCAAAAAGACAUUGUCAGCAUUGAAAACAAACAACCUUAUACAGUCAAACCUUGUUAUCUCAAACACUCGAUGGGACCAAGAAAAAAACUUUGACAUAUCUGAGGAUUCAAUAUAGUGAGAUUAAAAAAAUUAAGAUUACCUGGUAAAGACUUCAAGCUCACUUUGAAAUUAUUCAAGAAGUCGAUGCUCGAGAUACCAAAGUUCAACUGUAUUUUAAUUUUUGAAUCUCAGGAUAAUUCCAUGACAGGAUAUUUUUUUUCAUUUUUCUUUUUUACUUUGUUUUUGGUUGAUGUUUAUUUAUUCAAUUUUUCUAAAGCAUAAUACUACCUUGUUAUUUGUCUUUUUCUGUUACUUCAAGGGUGUUAUCUUAAGUUUGUUAAAAAUGAAUUGUAUUAUGUAGUUCAUUCAAAUAUUUGAAAAGUUAAAUUUUAUACUGAUAUUACACUAUUAAAAUGUCAUUAUGCACGUUUAUAUAUAUUUGUUAGGAUUAUUAAGGACACAAAAGCACGUUCUUUAAUUCAGGAAAUAAUAGUAUUCAAUACCAAAGUGACAAUAAUUCGGGCUUUAUGCAAUGCUUAUUUUUUUUUAAUGCAGAUGUUUUCAUAUCCAUUUUCUAUACUGCAAUAUAAAUCCAAAAUUCGAAUAUACUCGAAUCACCAGACCACCAAUAUGUACAUAAAAUUAUACACAUUUGUAUACCAAAUAUGUCAUCUUAAAAUUUGAAAACCGUCAUGAUAUCAAUUUUCACUGUAAAAUUUAUUUUUCAAACGGCAAAGUGUGUUAUAUAGGUUUUUGCCAUGUUCAUUAUUAUGUGGUUCUAUAACCCACAUUAUUUGCAUGAUUCUCAAGGAUGUUUGUGUUAUAGUUGUGACUGAAAUCUGUAUACAGCUUCCAGUUGAUUUUAUGUAGACUUAGGCUGUUUAGCAGAUGGUAUAUGUAUAUGUAGGUGUUCUGUAUGGUUUUUGAAACAAUCAGUAGAAAGUUGUUAUUGAUAAAUUAAAUGAAAUAAAACAAAA